AAAAUGUUCAAGGGUUUAUGGAGAUUCUGACACAGUAACCAAGUUCAUGAUCUCGAAGACCGUCGGCAGGGUGAUUGUGUUAAAGGAAAGAGUAACGGCUUCAGUUCCACUGAGUCUCCAAUUGAUCAUCAUACUCUCACAGGAAUUUUGAAACCUUAGGCAUUUGCAUUCAUGGAUGACUGAACCAUCGAGUUUGGCUCCGAAGUCUCGUGGCUUGUUUAGUGAUGGUUAUGAACGAGGCACUUGCUAGUGUAUAUGUUAUCUGAAUGAGAAGCAUCCCUUCUGUUCAAACUUGGAUAUGCUCUCUUCCCUGUUGGUUGGCCUCAUGGAACUCAUGGAAGCAAGGGAUACCCUCAGUUUCUGGUUCGACACAAAGAGUCACAUGAACAUCUCUGCGAACAGGGUUGAAUGUGAAGAUAUUUCUUGAGAUAGGCUUUGACCAGUAGAUGAGAUGUGGCCCGUGAAGAAGAAAGCUGCAGCACGUCAUCUUCUAUGGUUUCCUUGUAAAUGGGUAUGCAGAUUGUCCCAGGUGGUAGCUAUCAAGGGCCAACAGAUGGUUCCUGAAACAUCUUCUCUCGAAUUUGUGGUCAACCAUUGGUUGGCAAUUUGAUACUCAUUAUAAACCUGUUGACGAUCUUGCUUUUCUCAUCCUUCAGAGGGAAAAAGGCUUUCUCUUGCUACAAUUUGAGUUUGUGAGCAUCCCCAAUUCCAUAUCCCCAAUCACUGCCAAAUCUUCUUGAAGAUUCACGAGAUCUAGGGGGAUGGAGGUGAAGGCCAUUGAGUUAACAGUUCUUUCCUGUAAGGAUCUCAAGGGCUUCAAUUUCUUCCAGAAGAUGUCAGUCUACGCCAAAGUCUGGGUCGGCAAUCCCAAGCAAGCGCAGAAGACAUCGCCGGACCGGGAGAAUGACCGGAAUCCUGAAUGGAAACAUCGGAUGCGGUUUGAGUUGAAUGAAUCAGCGGACAAGUUCACGGUGGAUUUUGAGAUCCGAAAGGAGGGUGGGCUCGGAGACAAGUCCAUUGGCAGGGUCCAUGUUCCUGUCAUGGACCUGCUGGAAGAUUAUGCAGGAGGUGUUAGAUAUGUUUGUUAUCAGUUGAAAGGAUCGAACGAUGAAGCCACCGGAUUGCUGAAUUUCUCUUAUAGCAUUGAACCUAAGAAUUGCAGCAGCUUCAAUCCAACAGAUUCUCAACAGGAUGCUGGCAAGCCUAACUCAAUUGGAUCGGCUUGUUCAGAAUGGUACCAAGCACCAUCAUCACUUACUGUUGUACCAGAAUCACUCUCUGCAGCACCGCCUUCCAUUAUAUACCCCCUGUAGGAAGCUACUAUCCAUCACAAGCACCUCAUUCGGCUCCUUAUCCAUCCGACCAGACACCACCAACAUCCUCUUUUGGAUCAUAUCAAACUGAAACCUGUUGUACGGAAGCCCAUCAGGCACCGAUGAUACACCCUUCUGCUCCUUAUCUGCCUAUGCCUGCUCCGGCUGAAAGCCAUCACGCUCCACCAUCGCUGCAAGUGUGGCCGCCUCAUCCAUCCGAAGUAACGGCCCCCGUCAAUCCGGAAUUGUCAGCACCAUUUGUUUUACCUCAUUUUCCGCCACCAUUUCCACCACCUCCUCCAACACUACCCUUUCCACCACCACCACCUCCUCCAGCAUUUCCCUUUGCACCACCACCACAGCCGCACCUUUGUUGUCAUCGUCCACCACCACCAGAUCAUCCAUUCAUGCCAGGAUCUUUUGGUUUCAGGCCACAUGAUCCUGCCUAUUGGCGUUGAAGCUUAGUUCAAGGGGCACGGCAAAUUGGGUUGAGUCAACAGACAAACAUCCCUACUCCUGUAGGCUGUAACUGUGGAUAGGUUAUGUUCAAUGUCAGGCUCUUCACUUAAUCUGCCAAUUAGUUCCCAACUUUGUUAAUUUGUCCUCUGCCAAUCCUCUGAUUCUUGAUGGUUGAGUUUUAUUCUCAUUCAUAUACGGUACAAAAUGUAAUGAUGCCUGAUGCAUGCUCAACUGUGAUAAGAAUGGAUUACUGCAUGGAUGGAUAGAUAGAUGGCAAAACAACCUCUAAAUUCCGCUGCAAUUGGUUCUUGCAAUGUGCUAAUUGCUAAACUUUCGGAAUUUAUUUGUUUACUUGUCGAUCUGUCUUUCCUGUAUGUGGAAUGUUAAGUGCCUUCGUCUGUGCAAGCGUACUGUCCAUCUCUAAUGGAGUAUUGAGAAUUUGGGUCCCCUGUUAAAAGGUCUUGCUUGUUGACUUCUUAGAAAAUAAAUUACUGUCAUUCAAGUUGCUGUGUUUUACAUUGGAAAUAAAAAAGU
Nymphaea colorata (pocket water lily) is the source of this 2306-nucleotide messenger RNA. RefSeq names its product protein SRC2-like. NCBI's taxonomy places the organism in Eukaryota, Viridiplantae, Streptophyta, Magnoliopsida, Nymphaeales, Nymphaeaceae. The record is from RefSeq and is a predicted model, not a curated record. Bases 762 to 1313 code for a protein of 183 amino acids. The transcript has a single exon. Gene Ontology annotation, biological process: defense response.